Molecule: messenger RNA, 600 nt
Organism: Drosophila busckii
Lineage: Eukaryota; Metazoa; Arthropoda; Insecta; Diptera; Drosophilidae
Exons: 2
Coding region: 1-600 (199 amino acids)
Source: RefSeq, a predicted model, not a curated record
AUGCAGCAGAAAUAUUUAUUUAAAUUGCUCCUAGUGCUGGCCUUCAAAGGCUUAUUGGCUGCCCCGCAAACGCUAACUGAGAUCGAGAUUGAUCCAGACAAUGAAUGUGGCAGCUACUGCUUUAAGGCCUUCAAGCCUAUGCUGGAGCAUAUUGGUCUAAUGGAUCAGGGCUGGCAGAGCUGCAGCAUGACUCAGCAAUUAGUUACGGAGGAACGACUGCUGGCUGUUGAGCAACAGUUGCUGCAACAAAGAGACAAAUUAAAUCUCUUUGAGUACAAGAUGGCUGACACCGAGAAGGAAUUGGGGAAUCAAAAUAAUCUUAUGGAGCCGGCAAAGUGCAGCACGCCGUUCCAGAAACUUGGCAACAAGUAUUAUUACAUUGAAGAAAGUCAGAAGAUGAAUUGGUUCGCCGCUAUGCACAGAUGCCAUGAGUUUGGGUCUCAUUUAGUUCACCUGGAGAGCCACAAUGAGCUAAACCUUGUGAGCGCCAAGCUCAAGAGUUCAAACGACUACUGGGUGGAUAUGAAUGAUUUGAGUAAGGAGGGUGAAUUCAUAUCGCUGACAACGGGAGUGAAACCAGAGUUCCAAAGACUGGCAUAA